GCAGCGUUACACAUUCAUACUUCGAUCGUGUUCAUAAUCUGCUAUUCUGCUCUUCUGUUACCGUCAACCUACUUCAUUCCGUUGGACAUAAUUCCAUGGAAAUUUAGUCAAAGGUGGGCGGGCUUUGAAACGUCGGCACGAGCUGCGGAACACGCAAACUGCGAAUAUAUCAGCUUCCCAAGUAACUGGCCAUGGCAGUGAGGGCAUCCUUUGAAAAGAACAACGAAAUCGGCUGUUUUGCCAAGCUCACAAACACAUACUGCCUUGUAGCCAUAGGUGGAUCAGAGAACUUCUACAGUGUGUUCGAAGGUGAGCUGUCAGAAACCAUCCCGGUGGUACACGCCUCAAUAGCAGGAUGUCGUAUUAUUGGCAGAAUGUGUGUCGGUAACCGACAUGGGCUUUUGGUGCCCAACAACACCACGGACCAGGAGCUGCAGCACAUCCGCAACUGCCUGCCAGACACUGUGAAGAUCCAGCGUGUUGAGGAGCGCCUUUCCGCCCUGGGGAAUGUCAUCGCCUGUAACGAUUACGUGGCUUUGGUGCACCCUGACCUCGACCGGGAGACAGAAGAGAUCCUGGCAGAUAGCCUGAAGGUGGAAGUAUUCCGGCAGACCGUGGCGGAGCAGGUAUUAGUGGGUAGCUACUGUGCCUUCAGUAAUCAGGGAGGUCUGGUCCAUCCCAAGACCUCAAUCGAAGACCAAGAUGAGCUGUCGUCACUUCUGCAGGUGCCACUUGUGGCAGGAACAGUAAAUCGCGGUAGCGAGGUCAUCGCGGCGGGCAUGGUGGUGAACGACUGGUGUGCCUUCUGCGGGCUCGACACCACGAGCACUGAGUUGUCGGUGAUCGAGAGCGUGUUCAGGCUGAGCGAGAGCCAGCCAAGCGCCAUCGCCACCAACAUGCGAGACUCUCUCAUCGACAGCCUCACAUAACACUACCCACUACUCCUGGAUGAAUGCGGGUUCACUGACAUUUCCAGACCAACGGCACAGAAGUGUAGCCCAUGAAGAAGACGUCGAUCUUUUGUUCUUUGCAUCACAUAUAACACCCAAAAGUUCUUAUCAAAUUGGUUAUUUCUGUGGGUUGUCUUGCUCUAUAAUCUCCAUUGAGAACAGAAGCAGAAUCCUGGCGUGAUUAUGUUCUUUAUGGAUGAUGUCAAAUCCAAGCAUGUAACUGUCUGACUUAACAUGUAUUUAUAUGUCCAGACCCAGUUACCGCGCCAUAUUCUGUCCUGUGGAAAAUGGUCCUUUAGAAGUCCAUUGACAUAAAUUUUAAGAAAUAAAAUGUGCUGCAAGCUGA
Brienomyrus brachyistius is the source of this 1296-nucleotide messenger RNA. It is a transcript of the gene eif6, whose product is annotated as eukaryotic translation initiation factor 6. NCBI's taxonomy places the organism in Eukaryota, Metazoa, Chordata, Actinopteri, Osteoglossiformes, Mormyridae. The transcript is spliced from 8 exons. Gene Ontology annotation, cellular component: nucleolus; cytosol; preribosome, large subunit precursor. Bases 192 to 929 code for a protein of 245 amino acids. Gene Ontology annotation, molecular function: ribosomal large subunit binding. The record is from RefSeq and is a predicted model, not a curated record. Gene Ontology annotation, biological process: cytosolic ribosome assembly; maturation of 5.8S rRNA; maturation of LSU-rRNA.